Messenger RNA from Salarias fasciatus (jewelled blenny), 2370 nucleotides. Its product is annotated as fidgetin-like. The transcript has 3 exons. NCBI's taxonomy places the organism in Eukaryota, Metazoa, Chordata, Actinopteri, Blenniiformes, Blenniidae. The coding region runs from base 365 to 1543 and encodes 392 amino acids. The record is from RefSeq and is a predicted model, not a curated record.
UAUGUACACGCGCGCACACCACACGUAUUCACGCUCUCCACGCAGGUCAACCGCACACGCGUUUCCCAUCGGCUCCCCCCUGCUGUACUCUGUGGAAUAGAGGAUUACUUUUUUGCCCAGAAACUGAAACACUCGCCGCACAGAUCCAGGCAUGCUCAGGUGGCGGUGUGUCAGAACGGCGUUGAAGUGUGAGAUGAACCAUGGAGCAAUGUCGAGGGGCCGCCGCCACUAGCCGUCCCGUCAGCAGGAGAAGCAGCAGCAGCAGCAGUAACCCGGGAAAGCCUCGCAGCAUGCCGCUGGGUGCCCACUAGCACCGAGUGGACCCCGGUCCCCCUCCUCUUCGCCCGGGGGCCAGGGCUGCAGAAUGCUCAGUCCUGUCACCCCAUACAGUCUGUUGAAGAUGCACUGGUCUCCGGAGCACGCCGCCUCUUUAUCUCAGUGGCCCGAGCAGCACCUGGACGUUACCUCCACCACCUCGCCGCCGUCUGCCCACAAACACGACCCGUACACCACGGCGGCCCGCCGCGGCUACGCCCCCUCAGGUUAUCCCUGGGCCAGUGACGACAUAUCAGCCCUCACUGCUUCCUCCCUGCUCAAACGCUAUGCCGAGAAGUACUCGGGCCUGGAGCUGUCUUACGACCGCCCCGCCGCGGGGGCCUACGGAGAGCCCGGGACUUUCCUGAAGUCGGAGUCCGAGCCCUGGUCGCUGGGUCAGGGCAUGGAGUGUUACCCUGGACUGGAGGCGCUCGCUGGCACCAAGGUGGGCUCCGCCGCUGUGGGGAUCCCCGCCACAGGAAGUGUAACAGUAGUUAGCAGUAACUUGACCUCUGAGCCCAUCUACAGUGGAGCCGGCUCCUGUAGCACCCCCUCGUCUCAGGAAUACCCUCCCACCUAUAACAGCACCUACCUGUCCUCAGGAUACUGCCCUCAGCCCAGCGCCGGCCUCCCGCCUGCCCCCCUGCACAGUUUGCAGUCUGCGCCGACCCUGGUGCCCAGCUACAGCACCAGCACUCCCGUGUAUAACUACCCCCCCGGAUGCUACCCCCAGACCAGCCUGUCCUCGGGGUACAGCCACCCCAGCGCUUCCUACCUCCCCUCUGGGAUCAGCGCUCCCACUCCUCUGGCCCCGAGGCCCGCCAUGGCGGGGGGCAGUUACAGCUACCCGUCCCACAGUCUCGGAGGGACCUCGGAGGCGGGGGCGCCGCUGAAACGCAAGGCCUUCGAGAUGACUGAGGACGGGCAGGAGGGGGCGGACGUGGAGGGGUCGCGCUACAGAAAGUACGGCAACGGCCACAGCAAAGGGCACGGCAACAGUCACAGCAACGGCUACGACAUGAGCGGCUCGGCCUCAGACCCGCAGGCCUACAAAUCCGGGAAGGCCCUCAUCUCGUCCCCGUACGGGGGCGCCGGGGACUACAGCCCGCCGUCAGGCCUGGCAGGAGAGGGCGUGCCAGGGGAGCACAGCUUCCCCCCACAGCAGAGAAUUCCUCUGAAGAUACCGGCAGCGCACACACGAUCCGAGGACCCCACCGGGGGGCGCUGACAGCCCCCAAAUUCUGUAUGAGAGGAUUCCCUCGUUCCUUAAAAUCAACCCGAACGGACUCGGAGAGGACGUACAUCAAUGAAACGUCAGAUUUUCACACAAGGGCGUGAGACGGGUCGCUCUUGUGCAUGUUAAAGAUUUUCUUUACGAGUGUUUUUCCAAAGAUUCACAGGGGGUGUUGGUUUCCAGUUUUGCCCUUUAAGGUUGCGGUAAGUGUGAGGAGGAAGGUCAAGGCAUUCUCUACAUAGAUAGAAUUAAGACAGUCGGAAUAUAUGAGUGUCUGUUUCUCUCAGGAUCCUAUUUAUUUCCUUCCUGCUACAGUAGCAGCAGCAGCACUACAACAUUGCUAUUUUAGGAGUUGGUGUAAUUAUUUGUGGCCAUGAUGCUUGUGAAAGGCCUUUGACUGCAAUAUGUUCUGUCAUUCAACAGAGAUAAAAUAAUUACUGACCAAAAAAAAAAAAAAAAAAGCGAAGAGAGCAAUAACUGCGAUGGCAAGGUUGUCAUAAAACUUUCAGCACAAUCACUGCGACCCAGCCGACUGUGAGGCUCAGUGCGUCACUUGGCCUUGAGAAAUUAAUGUUUUCCUGCUUUGACCUUUUUCCCUAUGCUUGAUUUUUUUUUUUCUCCUCAGUUUUAUUUGCCUCUAUUUUGCCUAACUUCUUCACCGGAGCCCCGCCUCUUCCACUCAACCUUUCUAACCUCUUUUUGUCCACUUUAUGCAUAUCAAGCUGCUCAUCAGACUUUAACUUGGCUGUAUGCAUUGAGCCGCCCCUUAGAAUAGGAUUCUUUACAUCUUAAUGCAAUUAACAAGUUGGGGAAGUAAUUGA